ACUUACCGGUAACUUUAAAUUUAAAAACAAAACAAAACAAAAAUGAUUUCCGAAGAAAAAAGCAAAUUUUAUGGUUGUUAUUUGCUGUAUUGCCUCAAUCCAAAGUACAAAGGGCGAACAUAUAUUGGCUUCACUGUCGAUCCAAACAGAAGAAUCAAGCAACAUAAUGGAGGUGUCCAAAAAGGUGGUGCUUACAGAACGAGCAACAAGGGUCCAUGGGAGAUGGUUUUGACUGUUCAUGGCUUUCCUAAUGAAAUAUCUGCUUUAAGAUUUGAAUGGGCAUGGCAGCACCCAUUUCGAAGCCGGCGACUAAAACGUGUUGUGGCAAACAAAAAAUCAACGGAAAAAAAUUUCGCGUUUUACUUCCGAGUGCUGACGGAGAUGCUCCGCAUAGGACCCUGGAACCGACUGGCGUUAACUAUUCAAUGGUUGAAGGAGGAUUACCAUAUGGAUUUUGACCUCCUGAAACAACCACCAGUUCACAUGGCCAUCAGGUUUGGGCCAAUCACAAGCUGGAAGAAACCCAAAGAUACCAAGGAUGUUGGCUCGGAGAAUGCAUCUGUUCCCAUGUGUAAAAUAUGUGAUAAUUUAAUUGUAAUUCAAGACCACCUCUUGCAAUGUCUCCAUGUCGACUGUGAGAUGACCGCACAUAUUUUCUGUUUAGCAAAAACAUUUCUAUCUAGCCGUGAACAGGACAAAGACUUCUGUUUACCAUUAGAAGGCGACUGCCCAAUCUGUGAACAGAAUUUACUCUGGGGAGAACUGAUACGCUUUCAACAUCAGAUACAAGAUAUAAAACAGCCCCAAAAUGUACUUGAGUAGAGAAAUAAUGAUGCUGUUAAAUGGAUCGAUUUCUGCAAUUGGCAGAUUAAACCAUUGGACAUAAUAGGACAAUGUUAAUAUACAUGUACAGGCUUUAGGUAGAAUUCUUAGAUUUCGAGCAUACUCACAAUAUUUCCCAUGGAAGACGACGAAGAAAUGGCUAA
Dendronephthya gigantea is the source of this 986-nucleotide messenger RNA. Its product is annotated as structure-specific endonuclease subunit SLX1 homolog. The coding region runs from base 43 to 822 and encodes 259 amino acids. Gene Ontology annotation, biological process: double-strand break repair via homologous recombination. Gene Ontology annotation, cellular component: Slx1-Slx4 complex. The transcript is spliced from 4 exons. Lineage: Eukaryota; Metazoa; Cnidaria; Anthozoa; Malacalcyonacea; Nephtheidae. Gene Ontology annotation, molecular function: crossover junction DNA endonuclease activity; 5'-flap endonuclease activity. The record is from RefSeq and is a predicted model, not a curated record.